This is a messenger RNA of Dermacentor albipictus, 3791 nucleotides long. RefSeq lists its product as uncharacterized. Gene Ontology annotation, molecular function: metalloendopeptidase activity. The record is from RefSeq and is a predicted model, not a curated record. Gene Ontology annotation, biological process: protein processing. Lineage: Eukaryota; Metazoa; Arthropoda; Arachnida; Ixodida; Ixodidae. Gene Ontology annotation, cellular component: plasma membrane.
UCGUGGAGGUAAGAAUAAGAAGGAAAAGAACAAGGACAAGAAGAAUAUCGCCGUGUGCUAGUUCCUAGGGCCAACUACUACUAUACGCCUGAAGCGCUAAGGGCCCUUCAAGGACGCCGUCGCGGGCAACCUACCUUCCGGAAGGCGUUUGUUCCAGCCUUCUGUCAAGGGCAGUGCUUCUACCCGAAGCUCUCGAAGGCACUCUUCCGUUUUGGCCGCCGAGCCCGAAGCUACUAAAGCGAAAGUCGUCCACAGCGGCGGUUUCCAUUUACACAGAAGUAUAGAUCCGCGGCCACGUCUGCGGUACUCGCUAGUGCUCGCUCGGUGCCAGCCAAAACAGAGCCGAGUCCUGUUGCUGACAACUGCGCGGCCGCCGUGCCCCUUCGUAGGCAGCCUAUGGAGCCCAAAGACUCGGCCAAGGCAGCGGGACGGCGCGCGUCGCGCUCUUCAACCGGCAUUGGCUCCAAGCGCAGCAGUCGACGUGUCUCCGACAUGUCCUCGGCACCUCAGCAGGACCACGCCGCGCAUCAGGGAGGGCCUGCCGCCCCGAAGAGGGUGUCGUCGGAUGCAUCCGCCUCACACGGGACAGGCAGGGCGGACCAUCCUGCAGACCCUAAGGCAGCUACCUCUCGUCGAGAGUCCGUGAAGCCCGAAGGGGCCGCCAAGAACGCUGACCUGAAAAAGAGGCGCAAGUCGACGUCUUCUCGCAGGAGCACCUCGUCUGGAAAAUCGUCGAGUAGGUCGUCCCGACGCUCGUCCCGGUCCGCACAGCUGGCGAACGACGGCGGUGCCGCGGAGAAGACUGCAGCCUCCCACUCUGCCAUGCCCAAACAGCGUAGAGAAAGCAAAUCUCGGAAGCAAUCCAAGAUGCUCGACGAUGCGGCCGCAUCUACAAGCGAUAAGGCCGCCGAGAGACGUGCUUCGCAGCCUUCCACGGUACCUGGCAGCGGCGCUCCUUCGGCGUUGCUGACCGGUCUACAGAUGACAAACCUCUGCAGCGAGUUCUCCGCCAACAGAGAGUCUGGGACAGCAGACGGCGGUGCGGCCAGUACCAAUGUGAAUCCGACCCCCUUGUUGUCAACGGUACCAGCCGGUGGAACAGAGGAGGCGACAGCUAUGAAGGCAUCGAUGUCGCAGGCGUGUUCGUUUGAAAUCACGAAGUCCCCCCACGAUCCACACUCCUUCCUGGGCAUCUCAAUGCCGGAGUACCAGCCGCGGAGCAAGAACUCGCAUUCGGGAAACGUACGCUGCAGGGUGGCGGUCAUCGUUCUCUUCCUGCUGGCUUCCGUGCUGCUCCCCUUGCUGGUCGUCACGUGGCUCUACUUGUUCGCCAAUCAGGACGCGCCGAGCUCCUUUCCCGUCUGCUCUACCGACGGCUGCCUGAACCACGCGGCGGCGCUGAGCGCCAAGCGCAACCGUUCCCUGGACCCCUGCGAAGACUUCGGCCUGUACGUCUGCGCGGCCUGGAAGCGCAAGCACAUGAGCCUCACCAGCACAAUCGUUGAGGAGUUGGUCCUGGAUUCCAUUCUGGAGCAGAGCAGGCCGAAGAUGAGUGAAUACCACGGCGACGUGCCGUUGGGACAACGACCCGAGCAGUUCAUGGCGCUGUGCGAAGCGGCCAGGCCUAGUGACGACGUGUCAGCGGUCAGAGCGUUCAAGGAAUUUGUGCAGGGCGAGCUUGGUUUCCUGGUUCCGCCUCAGAAGUCUCCUGGCGACGGGAGGCUGCCGGCCAACAGCAGCCUACACGCGCAGCUUCUCAAAGCACUGGUCGUUCUCAGCGGCAAGUGGCUCGUGCCGCUCUGGUUCCGGCUCGACAUUAUCAAGCGGAGCGACGAGCCCUACGUCUUGCUGUCCGUGGAGCCGCUCGUGCAACUGUGGCAACGUGUGCACAAGAGCCUCAACCAGGCGUUGUACAAAAACUAUGUGGAACAGUUCAUCGAUGUCGUCUACAACGACGGCGACGCCUCGGGUGGAGCUUCGGAGUCGUACUUGCAGUUCCUGCGCACUAGGAGCGCCCAGGUGCAGACCAACGUCUUCGAGGAAUUGAGCGGGCCCUCUCGCGAGCGGCACCCGUUGCCCGUUCACGGCCACAUCGGCGACCUGCGUGACUUCGUUCCGAUGUUCUCGGCCAAGGACUGGACGACCGCGCUUAACGCUGCGUACGACGCGGUGACCCGCGAGAGGACCGCUGUGUUCGUGAGCAGCCGCGGCCUGCUGGACUCCAUGAAAGCCCUGCUCAGCGCCUUCUCGGCGCUGGAGCUGCUCUACCACACGGCCUGGUGGUUUGUGCAACAAAUCGCGACCCUCGCGAGCAACGAGCUCUACGGGGCUGCCACCGCCACCUUCAGCUCUAACGGGAGCCUGCACAUGAAAGUAUUGUGUGCUGUCCAGGUCAGCAUCACGUACAACGCACUCGUGGCCUUCAACUUCUGGGCGCAGCGAACGGACGCCGACAGGGAAGCCGUGAGCCGCAUCUUGCGCUCGCUGCAGGACGCGGUGCGGAACGGAACGCGCGCCUCGGCCGCCCUACCCGUGCGCGAAUCCCUCGUCUACAUGCUGGACGAGACGCGGCCUGUCGCCUGGCCCGAGGCGCCGCUCGACUUCCGAAGCGGUCUGCUCCUCCUCUACGGCGAAGUGGUGGACAGCAAGCGCGGCUUUUUCGGCCACUGGCUCUCGAGCCACCGCACGAUCCAGGCCUCCUACGGACGAUCGUGGUACAAGGCUGCAGGCCUGGUGUACAGACUGGACACCAGCGCGCUGUCCACGUACAGCCCGGCGCAGGGCGUCAUCUCGCUGGCGACCGCAGCAGCGGAACCUCCCGUCUACUACAACACGGGCACGCCCGCCAUGGCUUUCGGGGGCCUGGGCUUCGUCUACGCGCUCCGCCUGCUGCUUGCCAUGGACGUCACCGUACUGCUAAAUUCAGCGGCGCUCGGCGGGCUGGUGGUCGCCAAGGACAAUGACCACCUGGCACAGGUGCCGGUAUGCUCCGACCACGAGGAGAAACACGCCGCGUUUCCGUUCCUGCCCGCAUUGGAAGCGGCUCACGCAGCCUACGUGCAGGUCUAGCCUGCCGGCCCGAGCGCUGGACGGCCCGGAUUUGGUCCUCAAAGACGGGACUUCGCAGGAGCGCGUCCCACUCUUCAUUGGUGAACUUCAGGCCCAGCGACCCGCACUCCCAGAGCAUACGAGGCAAAGUAGCAACCUCACCACAGGCCACGCAAGAACAAUUCGGAUAAAUCUCGGUAUAUAUGCUGUUAAGGGACGCCGGAUUUGGGUAGGAGUUCGUUUGCAAGAGUCAGGGGCUCAAUUUUUGGUAAUCGUGACUCUGUAAAGCCAACAGAUCAUGAAGCCAUGCAAGGAAAGCAUUUCGAAGAAAUAAACUGUGGUUGAAAUUUCAAUUUCAUAUUUCAUUUAUUUAUUUGCUGGGGUAUAACCUCUUGUACUGUGAACUGAAGCAGUACUAGCGCGGCAGUGUAAAGGACCUAAAUGGUUGAGUGCCUUUUCCAGUAUUUUAUAUACCGGGUGUCCCAGUUAACUUGGACCAACAUUUUUUUUAAAUGCAAGAGCUCUAGAGAAAUCGUACCGUCUGCGUAGUAGCGGCAGUCCUGUGGACUUACAGCCAGUAUUUUUUCAUCACGAAUUAUUAAUUUUUUAAUUAGUGAGCUUUUUAAUUAUUGCUUGAAUCACGAACAUGUCGAUUACAAAGUUGAAGGGCACCUUAAAUGACCUCCGAAUAAAGCAUUUAUUUCGUGCUGAAGUGUGCCUUGCUGUUUAUCCAAGAAAAAACA